UCCGCCCCGCUGCAGCCACACAGAGGGCAUUUACAGACUGCUGCACAACUUCGACAGUAGAAAACCAAACGCACCUCGUCCCGAAUAACAAUCCCACCAUGGACCUCCACCGGACCAGUAUAUUAAACCAAAUGGAUUACAGCCGGGAUUCCAAAGAAGGGAAGCCAGCUCCGUCGACAGAGGAGCGACUCGACAGCGGUUUGGACUCGCUGAAAGAGGAGGAGUACCAGGCUGUGGCGGCCGAGAUCCGUCGGCUCCAGGUGGAAUGUGAGCCGACGAAGCACCAUCAACAUCUCGCUGAAACCGGAGAACUGCACGAAUGGAAAACACAGAUCACAGAAGACGGAGACACGUUGCUCCACCUGGCCAUCAUCCACGAGGCCAAGGACUAUAUCAGAAAAAUGAUAGACCUGUCCAAGGACACAGACUUCCUCAACACACAAAAUGACCAAAGACAGACUCCUCUCCACCUAGCGGUAAUAACGAACCAGGCGGACGUGUGUCAGCGCCUCCUGUUAUCCGGCUGCGACCCCACGCUUGUGGACGACAGCGGGGACACGCCUCUUCACAUCGCCUGUCGCCAUGGUAACCUGCUGUGCUUCAGCGUCCUAACACAGAACUGUCAGCCAGCGCAUCUACACACCGUGAUGGCUGCCUGCAACUAUCAUGGUCAGAACUGCCUCCACCUGGCCUCAGUUCAGGGUUUCCUGUCACUGGUGGAGAACAUGGUGAAUCUAGGAGCUGACAUUAAUGCAAAGGAACAGCGGAACGGUCGCAGUGCACUGCACCUGGCCGUGGACCAGCAGAAUCUCUCACUGGUCAAACUGCUGCUGAAGAAAGGAGCAGACCCCAACCUCCUGACCUCUGGAGGCCACACUCCCUUCCACCUCACCUACGGUCGCAACGACGACAACAUCCGGAAAGAACUGUACUCGCUGACCAACCCUGACCUGAGGGAGCUGCCUGACAGCGAAUCAGAUGACAGCGAGGAAGAGGAGGGCGAGGAGUCUGAUGAUGAUGAGGAGGUGGGUUAUGACGACAUUCAGUGGAAUGGACAUUAGCAGGAAACGAGAGGGAGAGAGAGGCAGGAGGCUGUGAUGAUGACGGCAAAGGACAAGAAAAAUGGCUCGGCACGUCUACUACUUCCUGCAAUGACGUCACACAAGCCCCAUAGUGUGGGUGGCACGGCGCGGGCGUGGACGCUGGCGAAACAGACGGGACAGGCAGCUGCAAAGGAUAAUCAGAGAUGUGAUGUUCGAAUCGCUCCAGGCUGCGGGAGAGCAAACGUGCUGAGAUGUGAACACAUGAUCAUUACGAUGGGAUGAGUUUGCUGUAUGAUGACAGGAUUGCUUGUAUUCUGUGGACACUGCAAAUAUUUUGUCAAAAAAAAAAAAAAAAGCAUCCAUCCGCACAGAUGUACCUGCAACAGCUCUGUUGUAUGAUAUUGUAAAUGCUGUGUAUACAAAGAUGUAUUUUUUAUGGAAGCUGUGAAUGUGUACAGUUGAGCAGGUUGUAUAUGUCAGAAAGCAAACAGUCCAGCACACUUCAGUUAAAUUAAAGACACUCAUAUUUAAAAACC
Messenger RNA from Perca fluviatilis (European perch), 1579 nucleotides. It is a transcript of the gene nfkbiab, whose product is annotated as nuclear factor of kappa light polypeptide gene enhancer in B-cells inhibitor, alpha b. NCBI's taxonomy places the organism in Eukaryota, Metazoa, Chordata, Actinopteri, Perciformes, Percidae. Gene Ontology annotation, molecular function: protein binding. The coding region runs from base 99 to 1061 and encodes 320 amino acids. The transcript has 6 exons. The record is from RefSeq and is a predicted model, not a curated record.